Messenger RNA from Candidozyma auris, 759 nucleotides. Its product is annotated as 3-oxoacyl-[acyl-carrier-protein] reductase (NADPH). NCBI's taxonomy places the organism in Eukaryota, Fungi, Ascomycota, Pichiomycetes, Serinales, Metschnikowiaceae. The record is from RefSeq and is a predicted model, not a curated record. Gene Ontology annotation, molecular function: oxidoreductase activity, acting on the CH-OH group of donors, NAD or NADP as acceptor. The coding region runs from base 1 to 759 and encodes 252 amino acids. The transcript has a single exon.
AUGCUUGCCGGAAGACGUGCUAUAGUGACGGGUGCCUCAAGAGGCAUUGGCUUGAGCAUCUCCAAAUCUCUUGCUGAGUUGGGUGCCUCCGUGACAAUGUUGGCAAGAAACUCAGAUGCCUUAUAUGACAACGUGAAAACGUUGGCAACUCCGGAGAAGCAGGAGCACAAGUUUGUCUCGUAUGAUCUUGCAGCAUUGGCUCGUGGACAGGAGCCUGAAAACCACGGUUUUUUAUUGGAGGCUUUCAAUGAGUCUUCAAUUCUAGUCAAUUGCGCUGGUACAACUGCAAAUACUCUAUUGGCAAGGGCACCCCAGCAGUCCAUCGUGGAUACCAUAAGUACUAAUCUCAUCGCCCCCAUCGUGUUGAGCAAGUUGGCUAUAAAGCCCUUUACAAAGAUCUCGAAGCUGCAAGACCAAAAACCUGUCAUUGUCAAUGUUGCCUCUGUUCUUUCGUUCACUGGCAUCACCAGUCCAGGUACUACAGUUUAUGCAGCUCUGAAAGCCGGUCUUUUAGGGUUUACGAAGUCUCUUGCAUCCGAAUUGAGAGGCUCCAUUCGUGUAAACGCAGUGUUACCAGCGCUUGUGAAGGAGACAGAUAUGGGAAAAACGGCACCAGCAGGAAACAAUUUUCCUGUGAUAAAGAUGGAAGAUGCUGUCAACAACACAGUAGAGCUUAUAACAGAUGAGUCUCUCAAUGGAAAGUUACUCAUAGCAGAUGGCAAGGGCCCUCGGUUCUUAGAAACAAGUCCCAACAAAUAA